Lachancea thermotolerans CBS 6340 is the source of this 1155-nucleotide messenger RNA. It is a transcript of the gene MAF1, whose product is annotated as RNA polymerase III-inhibiting protein MAF1. Bases 1 to 1155 code for a protein of 384 amino acids. NCBI's taxonomy places the organism in Eukaryota, Fungi, Ascomycota, Saccharomycetes, Saccharomycetales, Saccharomycetaceae. The transcript is spliced from 2 exons. Gene Ontology annotation, cellular component: nucleus. The record is from RefSeq and is a predicted model, not a curated record. Gene Ontology annotation, molecular function: RNA polymerase III core binding. Gene Ontology annotation, biological process: negative regulation of transcription by RNA polymerase III.
AUGAAGUUUAUCGACGAGCUAGAUAUCGAGCUGGUCAACCAGGCACUGAAUUUCGAAACAAGUGACUGCAAAGUCAAUGGUGGUUGCGAUAUCUUUACAACGAAGCCAGUUGCGUCCGAUAAAAAGCUCUACAAAACCAUUGACAGACACCUUGAUUCGUUGCUAGUCGAAAAUGAGGGGUUCAACAAUGCUGUACAACAACAGAUGGCGCUUGAUAAUCCUGAGGGGCUCUCUUCAUCCCCGAAAGAUUUCAAAAACGAUGCUAACCAUCUGUAUAGCACUCGUGGCGAGUCAGGCUCACCCACUUCGUUUUGGGAGCAGAAGAGAAGGAUGUCCGUAAGCGAGACCCCAAACGGAACCGCUAAUAAUGGCACAUCCCUGAAAACUCAUAAAUUAAAUGAUCAAAACCUAAAGGAGCUAGUUAACUCCGAGUCAGGUUACCAGAGUUCUUCAUCAACAGAGUCCUACUCGCGCUCUAUUGGUAAUUUAAGGAGAACAAGUAGUGCUGGAAGCAUGACCCUUGUUUCAGGACUACAAAGGCGAAGGUCCUCAGUACAGAACAAAGAUAGCGUUAACAUCGGCCCAUUUGGCCCUAUUAACGAAACAGCUAGCAGAAGAACAUUUGCUUACCUCAUUGCUAUCCUAAACGCUUCAUAUCCAGAUCAUGAUUUUGCGUCUCUGGAACCUACGGAUUUUGUCAAGAGCUCAAUGAAGUCUCUCAUUUCGAAGUUUGAAAAUACGUUAAUGUCCUUCGGGAAGCAACCGCAGGAGUGGAUAUGGGAGUCCAUAAACUCGCAUAUGGACGUCUCAGAUUGCGCCAUAUAUCAAUAUAAACCCUCCAAAUCCUUUCUUGACGACGAACCUGGUCAUUUGUGGAGUCUCAUGUGGUUUCUAUUUAACAAGAAGAGAAAGAGAGUCGCUUACUUAUACUUGAAUGUGUUCAGGCUGAAGACGAUCUCUUCAGAAGACUCCUCGCAAGCAGGGCUCGCAGAAGAGGAUGAAGAGGAUGGAGAUAAAGGAGGCUCAAAAAGAAAGCAGGGGCGAAGAUUGACAAUUGACCAUGAAACUAAUGCUUUCGAGGGCGAGUACGACCUCACGUCGAAUUCUUAUGACGAAAACGCUAUCGAGGACGACGAGGACUCGAUGGGUAACUAA